CAGAAAGAUCCCCUCUUCGUCCUGCAGUAGAAAGCAGCCUCAACCAGGACUAGGAACUUGGCUUGGCACCCCAGGAGAGGAGGAAGGGAGCCGCCAUGAACGCCAUCGUUGUCCUGUGUCACUUCUGUGAGUUGCACGGGCCCCGCACGCUCUUUUGCACGGAGGUCCUGCACGCACCCCUUCCGCAAGGUGCGGGAAGCGGAGACAGCCCCGGGCAAAGCGAGCAGGUAGAAGAGGAGGAAGGGGGCAUUCAGAUGAGCAGCCGGAUCCGCUCUCACAGCCCCGCGGAAGGUGCCAGCACAGACUCCAGCAGCCCAGGGCCAAAGAAGUCAGAUAUGUGUGAAGGGUGCCGUUCUCUUCCUGCAGGACACCCAGGCUAUGUCAGCCAUGACAAAGAGACCUCAAUCAAAUAUGUCAGCCACCAGCAUCCGAAUCAUCCCCAGCUCUUCAGCAUUGUACGCCAGGCCUGUGUCCGGAGCCUCAGCUGUGAGGUGUGUCCGGGACGGGAAGGCCCCAUCUUCUUUGGCGACGAGCAGCACGGCUUUGUGUUCAGCCACACCUUCUUCAUCAAAGACAGCCUGGCGCGGGGGUUCCAGCGCUGGUAUAGCAUCAUCGCCAUUAUGAUGGACCGCAUCUACCUCAUCAACUCGUGGCCCUUCUUGCUGGGGAAAGUCCGAGGCAUCAUCGAUGAGCUGCAGGGCAAAGCACUGAAGGUCUUUGAAGCAGAGCAGUACGGAUGUCCGCAGCGUGCCCAGCGUAUGAAUACGGCCUUCACGCCUUUUCUGCACCAGCGGAAUGGAAACGCGGCUCGCUCUCUAACCUCUCUGACGAAUGACGAGAACCUGUGGGCGUGCCUCCAUACUUCCUUUGCCUGGCUCCUGAAGGCCUGUGGGAGCAGACUCACAGAGAAACUGUUGGAGGGAGCACCCACAGAGGAUACCCUCGUUCAGAUGGAAAAACUAGCCGACCUUGAGGAAGAAUCGGAAGUCUGGGAUAACUCCGGGGAGGAGGAAGAGGAAAAAUCUCCCAGCCAAGCAAAAAUAAGAGAAGGCUGCGAACUGAUCAAGAGCCCGACCGAUUCCUCUCUCAUGGUCGAUUGCGGUAGCUGGAACGUAGCGCCCAGAAGUCAGUCUGUCUUCCGAUCACUCCGACAUUUGAGACAGGUCUUGGGGCCGUCGGCUUUCCGCAUGUUGGCAUGGCAUGUGCUCAUGGGGAAUCAGGUCAUCUGGAAAGCACGGGACCAAGACCUUGUCCAGUCCGCCUUCGAUGUCCUACGGACUAUGCUGCCCAUUGGUUGCGUCCGUAUCAUCCCUUACAGUGACAAGUAUGAGGAGGCUUAUAGGUGUAAUUUUCUGGGCCUCAGUCCCCAUGUGCAAAUCCCAUCCCACAUAUUGUCUUCUGAAUUCGCCGUCCUUGUGGAAGUCCGUACUGCCACCAGGUCAAGCCUCUAUCCUGUCUUGUUUGACGACGAACAGCCGCUCAGCAAAUAUGAAUUUGUGGUCACGAGCGGGAGCCCUGUGGCAGCCGACAGAGUUGGUCCCACCAUCUUGAACAAGAUGGAAGCUGCCCUGACGAACCAGAACCUCUCGGUGGAUGUAGUGGACCAGUGCCUCAUCUGCCUGAAGGAGGAAUGGAUGAAUAAAGUCAAAGUCCUCUUCAAGUUCACCAAAGUGGACAGCAGGCCCAAAGACGACACCCAGAAGUUGCUGAGCAUCUUGGGAGCUUCUGAAGAGGACAAUGUGAAACUCCUGAAGUUCUGGAUGACUGGCCUGAGCAAGACAUAUAAGUCACACCUGAUGUCAACAGUUCGCAGCCCAACUUGUUCGGAGUCUCGAAACUAGCCUGGAGCUCCUCAGUUUUGCCUGGGAAAUUACUUUCUUGAACCUUCAACCUGCGUGGGCUGGGCUGCUCCAGUUCAGAGGACAGAUUAGGAUAAGGAUGCAAGGCAACCUGGAAUCCUGAUGGGUCCAUACUGCAUAAAUGAAACCUUAGUCUUUUUUUAUUGAUGAAAACAUUUCCGCCUGAAAGGCGCAUUCUCCGAUUUACUGCCAUUAAACAGGGGACUUUAAACAUC
Elgaria multicarinata webbii is the source of this 2074-nucleotide messenger RNA. It is a transcript of the gene FLCN, whose product is annotated as folliculin. Gene Ontology annotation, molecular function: GTPase activator activity. Bases 96 to 1841 code for a protein of 581 amino acids. Gene Ontology annotation, cellular component: cytosol. The transcript has 12 exons. The record is from RefSeq and is a predicted model, not a curated record. Gene Ontology annotation, biological process: positive regulation of TORC1 signaling; positive regulation of transforming growth factor beta receptor signaling pathway; negative regulation of transcription by RNA polymerase II. Lineage: Eukaryota; Metazoa; Chordata; Lepidosauria; Squamata; Anguidae.